Messenger RNA from Dermacentor albipictus, 9388 nucleotides. Its product is annotated as ecdysone receptor-like. Gene Ontology annotation, biological process: negative regulation of transcription by RNA polymerase II; ecdysone receptor signaling pathway; positive regulation of transcription by RNA polymerase II. Gene Ontology annotation, cellular component: nucleus. The record is from RefSeq and is a predicted model, not a curated record. Lineage: Eukaryota; Metazoa; Arthropoda; Arachnida; Ixodida; Ixodidae. Gene Ontology annotation, molecular function: zinc ion binding; nuclear receptor activity; RNA polymerase II cis-regulatory region sequence-specific DNA binding.
AAGCCGUCGCCGUGGAAAAGUGCUGGGCGUGCAGCAGCGCGGCCGCGAGCUCGACGGCGGCAAGCCCUUCCCCCUCCUCUUUUAUUUUUUUAUUCCGAGCCUGCCCGCAGCUUGAAACAGCAGCCCGUCUGGACUACGACCCGUGCGGCAACCUCCAUCAGCAGCGACUGCCGGCUUGGAAUAAGCGUGCUGUGUUGUGCGUUUGCGACGCUGAGCGAGCGGGUUCUCGGUUUAGGCCUACGGCCGCUCUCGCAUCGUCCGUUGCCCGGGAUUUGGUGUGUGUCCUCGCGCGGCGAGCUACUCCAUCGAGCAGCGACGUGCAGACCCCUUCGCCACUGGGUGCCAGGCUGUCCAUGCGCAGAAGGGACGCUAAGAGACACGUUGCAGUCCACAACUUGGGGGACUCGCGCCACGUGCGCCAACUCCCUUGACUGCGAAGGGAAUGCGCCGCCUGCUUAACACGAAGUGAAGUCAUUUCGGCAAUGAGGCCCAACGCCGGUUUGCUCGAAUGGUUUCCUGGGGACCCGCGUCGUGUGGAGGCGCCGUCCGGCGGCCCGAUGCUCUCUGAGCUGCAGCUGCAGCCGCUGGGGCGCCGGUCGGCGGCGGCGGCGGCUGCCCCAUCCUCGGACGAGGUGGCCUCCCUGAAACCCAUGCUGCUGCAGGCCGCCCAGGGGGCCGGGGGCCUGGCCGCCGGGUCGCCGCCGGCACUGUCGCCCAACCUGCCCAGCGUGGUCAAGGUGGAGCCCCGGCUGCCCAGCCCCUGCAUCGGCGGCGCGGCCAGCGACGGGGGCCCGGCGCCCUCGAAGCGCGUGCGCCAGGAUGACGCCGGUGCGUGGAUCUCGUCGCCGUCGUCGCAGAUGUCGGUGGGCUCGCUGUCCCCGCCGCCGCCGCUACUCAACGGACUGGCCAACAGCAGCGGACUGUCGCCCGUGUCGUGCUCCAGCUACGAGACGUACAGCCCCCGGGGACCCUGCAAAGAAGAGAUGAGCCCUAGCAGUGGGGGCGGUGGCAUGAAUGGCUAUUUUGUGGACAGCUUUGGUGACCCAAAGAAGAAGAAGGGUCCCGCGCCAAGGCAGCAAGAGGAACUCUGCUUGGUCUGUGGUGACAGGGCGUCAGGCUACCAUUACAAUGCACUCACGUGCGAAGGCUGCAAGGGCUUCUUCAGGCGUAGCAUCACAAAGAAUGCGGUCUACCAGUGCAAGUAUGGCAAUAACUGUGACAUCGACAUGUACAUGCGGCGCAAGUGCCAGGAGUGCCGUCUCAAGAAGUGCCUCAGUGUUGGAAUGCGACCAGAAUGUGUGGUGCCGGAGUACCAGUGUGCCAUCAAGCGAGAGUCGAAGAAGCACCAAAAGGACCGGCCCAACAGCACAACACGAGAGAGCCCCUCUGGGCUAAUGGCACCAUCGUCCGUGGGCGGCGGUGUGAGCCCCAGCAGCCAGCCGUUGGGUGGUGGAGGCAGCUCCCUGGGCAGCAACAGCAACCAUGAGGAAGACAAGAAACCUCUGGUGCUGAGCCCAGGUGUCAAGCCCCUUACUUCGUCUCAGGAGGACCUCAUCAACAAGCUAGUCUACUACCAGCAGGAGUUUGAGUCUCCUUCUGAAGAGGACAUGAAGAAAACCACGCCUUUCCCACUGGGGGACAGUGAGGAAGACAACCAGCGGCGAUUCCAGCACAUCACCGAGAUCACCAUCCUAACAGUGCAGCUCAUUGUGGAGUUCUCCAAGCGAGUUCCCGGCUUUGACACAUUGGCACGAGAAGAUCAGAUUACUUUGCUGAAGGCUUGCUCCAGCGAGGUGAUGAUGCUGAGAGGUGCCCGGAAGUAUGAUGUGAAGACAGAUUCUAUCGUGUUUGCCAACAACCAGCCGUACACAAGGGACAACUACCGCAGUGCCAGUGUGGGUGAUUCAGCGGAUGCCCUGUUUCGUUUCUGCCGCAAGAUGUGUCAGCUGCGAGUGGACAAUGCUGAAUAUGCACUCCUCACAGCCAUUGUUAUUUUCUCUGAGCGGCCAGCACUGGUGGACCCGUGCAAGGUGGAGCGCAUUCAGGAGUACUACAUAGAGACACUGCGCAUGUACUCGGAGAACCACCGGCCCCCGGGCAAGAACUACUUUGCCCGGCUGCUGUCCAUCUUGACGGAGCUGCGCACCUUGGGCAACAUGAAUGCCGAGAUGUGCUUCUCGCUCAAGGUGCAGAACAAGAAGCUGCCACCGUUCUUGGCUGAGAUUUGGGACAUCCAAGAGUAGUAGUGGGGGAGUGUGUUGGGCUCUGCUGUGGACUGCCUGCAAGUGGCCCAUCUUCUGGCACUGCCACAAUGUAUAGGCGUCGUACGUCUCAUUGCCAACGCUAUUGGGAAAAGGCUUUGGCCAACAUCCUGCUUUCCACGCCGUCAGCCAUGGUUGUUGCACCUUUUGUGUGUCAGGUGUGAGCCACCAGCCCCAACAGGCCACCUUUAGUCAUGUUUUGAAAGAACUAGAGGUGUGCGAAUACUCUACUAUCACCGAAUCGAAUUCAAUAGUGAAUGAUUGAAUAAUUCGAUUCCUGAAUGAAGUAUCUACUAUUACAUGUAUUCGGUGUAGAGAUGCUGCACAGUGCCAGAUGUUGCAAGCAUGUCGUCAGCUGGGACGGGUCGUCCCGGUGACGAUGUAGUGGACUUGGUCACUACAAUGCCAUCACACCACAGUUCGCCUAACGGCACCGCAUUUCAUUAAGUGCGAAAGCAUGUGCGAAGACCGGGCUGAUCAGCCACCAAUAGGCACACAGAUGGCAUUGGAUACAAACUGUCAUAUGCUAGAACUGAACAGUAAUCAGUGUUGUCAUACUGAUUUGGUGCUCACUUUAUAAGAGUGGAAUCGUGCUGUAUAUCUUGAUUUAUAUUUACAUUAAUUACUGGUAGCUUGCUACAUUCUUGUUAUGCAAUGCUAGAAGACUUCCAAGCAUGUGCAGCACCAUAUUGUCUUGGCCAAAAUAUGUAACAUUAAAUGUGAAAAAUUUUCUGAUAUUUGAUAUUUGAUUCAAUACUAUGCUUUUUUUUCUUGAUACGAUUCGAAAUCUACUAUUCAGUAUUCGCACACCUCUUGAAAGAAUGCAUUGAGGAAGAAACUCUGUGGGGGAAAGCCCAUCUUCAUUUUAUCGCCGACUGUGUGUGUGUGUGCACUUAUUAGAAUGCUACCUCACACUGUUAUAAAAAAAAAAAGUUUGAUUGUUAGCAUGUUUUCUGUUAAUACAAAGUUCUUUCCUGCUGAAGCAGAGUGAUCUCUUUGCUUUUCAUGCAACAAUGCGUUAACUGUAGUGCACUGAUGAUUAAUAUUUUACAAGUUCUCAUGGAGAAUAGUUGCUUUUUAUUCCACUUUGCUCAUUUUAUUUUGUCACUAGUGACUAUGUCAUUAUUAUUUGAGGCCAUGAAUGAUUACUUACAGACAGUAAUUUUAAGACAGUAAUUGAGUUUUUAUAAAUGAUGCCCGACAGUGACAUAGUUGAUAAUUUCUUUCUUUUUGUAUUUUACACCCCUAGAGCUAAGCAUACUGAGGCUUCAGUGCAAAUUGUGGAACAGGUAAUGUUCAGAUUGUACUAUCCCCCACCACGGUUUUCGCUACUGAAUGUGAACACGUUCAUAAAAGCCAUGCUCGCAAACCACUUAUCUAAAUGGCACAAGAGGGAUAGCAUGGCUGACAGUGUGGACAGCAUAUGCCUGGUCUGUGUACUUGACCGACUACAGGGGGUAUAUUGGGGUGACUGCGGCUUCUGCCCAGACUUGGCAUACUACAAAGGCAUCAUGAGCAUUGCAGAGCCUCAUGAGCAUUGCAGAGCCUGAGUGUAGUUGUAAGCUGGGGAUGCGAUCCUGUGGUCUGACCAGCAGCUCUUUCCUUUUAUUAUCUUUUUUUUUUAAUCCUACAGGCUUCGCUGUUUAGUGUAUGUUUUUGUUGCAGUGACUAACAGCUCCAGAAGGGCAUUCUUGAGUGUUGCGGAGAGGAGCGCUGAUGAAGGAAAUGGCAAACAAUAAUGACCGAUGCUUGCAGUGAGCCCUCUCGCACCAUUUCUGGCGGGUGUAGCCACAUGUGAUGAAAGCCAUUGUUUGAAAGCUGCAGUGCAUGUAAUGGUCCAUGGCGUGGCGAAAAGGGGACUGUUUCAGAGGGCAUGCAUGAUGUGCACUGCCACCCCCCUGUGUGCUUGCCUCUCUGGUUGCAUGGUUGCGUUUGAUAGCGUGUAGUACCACCACUACCUACUGUUGAACCCACAGUCAAGUGCCUUAACAUAGUUUGAGAAAGGUUUGUCCUGCUCCUCUUGGGUUAGCGUGUAACUCUGUAACCUGUGCAGCCAGCGAUUGUGCGAGAGGGCUGCUGCCAGCGUCAUGCCAUGUGCCGGCAAAAAGUGUGGUUUGCUGCUUUCCUUCCUCGCCCCUUUCUGCCUCUGGGCAGACGACAGUGGCAGCGCCACGAUGGCCAGGGCAGCUGUGGUCGCUUGCAGUGGCAGGGAUGCCUCCCUCUCUCUGCAGUUGCAUGCGAGAGGUGGCUGUGAGUGAGAUAAACGCACAAACUUUGACAAUUGUACAAAUAUCUUCCCCUUCCAUAUGGCAAGGGCAUUGUUCUUUACUUUAUUUUAUUGCCUGGUUUGCUUUUUUUUAAGGGUGUUUCUUGUCUCUCUGUGUUACGACGUUGGGUGCAUGUACAUAGCGACGUGUAAUGCUAGGCACGAUCGACAGAAAUGGGGAAUAAUGGCAUCGUGUAGUGCUCGCUUGGUACCGGUGAUGUGAAAGGGGGUGUGGAGCACCCCAGAACAGAAGGAAAAGAUGCCAGCAGUGAGGGAAGGACUGAGCAGCCCACCACCAGACCGCCUCACCUUUUCUUUUUUUUUCUUCUUUUUGAAUUCAGAGCGGUUUACGAUCUCAGUGUUUCACAAAACCACUUGGCAGGUAGCAGCAAAGCAUGAAAAAUGGACAAAAAAAAAAAGGACUGCAAAUGCAUUAACCAUGACUGCUUCAACUUGGGACGUUGCCGGCAACGAAACCAGUGGACCUACAGCAAAACAUCGAGCGUCAACCUUGUGUGUACAUCUGUGCUUGUCUGUGCUUGUAGUGUGUGGUUGUUGGACGUGCACAGACUGUUAUGUGGAAUACCCAGAGGGACUUGUGGCAGUGGGUUGUCCUGGCCCCGCGCCUUCACUUCUGAAUCUCAGUGGACGUAAGAGAAGCCAAUAUAUCAAGCAAGAGAAAACACCUGGGAGCAUAGAGAAAAAAAUAUACUUGCGAAGAAUCAGUGGCACGAGUGAGACACACAACAUAUUUGCAGGCGGUGCUGCUUGAUUUUGUUUUUUUUUUAUUAUUAUUAUUGUUUGAGUGCCUUUGUUGUUUCUUGCUGUCACGAUCCGAUGAGCCUAACCAGGUGCAGUGUGAAGGCAUGUUUAUUUCGGACAUGUGUAAGAGUGCUUGAUUACUUGAAUUUUCUUUUACUUUCCUUUCCUUUCCGUUGUUCAUCUUUCCAACUAGGCGGGGAGCGAAUUGCAUUUCUCUCAUUGUGUGUCGCUGCCUUGGCGCUUGUGUGUUCGGACAAGUGCCACUUCUACCGAGGCAUGAGAUGUGGGGCAACAGAACAGCCCGCUCUGUGCAUUAGCUGCGCACGGGCGACCCUGGGGUCAUGUGCACAUUACGCACACUACGCACACUGCUUGCUGUCCAGCUGAGCAAUGCAUGGCCAUUUCUGUCACGCGGUUGGGGAAGCAAGGGGAGCAGCAAAUCCCAAAUCAUCCCAUUGGAUCACGCCAGCAAGCACACACCUUGGCUUGACACUUGCCUGCUAUGCUUUAGCAGGGGCAAGCUGCUACAUUAUUUCCUGUCUGCUACAGACCCGUGUACCUGACUGUCGUACGAGCGUCACGAUCUCUGCACUGAUCAUUGGAGCCGUUCCGCACUUUCUUUGUUGCUUCCCCAUGUUUCCCCAUUACAAGGCUGUUGAGGCGUGUGCGUGAACGUGACAGCAUGGUGGCCGUGCAGUUCGGGGUUUGGGCGUCAUGCAUUGUCGUCUAGCAGUGUCCCGUUCUCUAUGGGAUAUUUAUUGCCAUCAAGUUGUACAGUGCUGAAUGCUUUUGUUGCGGGCACACAGGGGUAGAUACCAGAGUUGUGUUUUUAGGGCUCCCCUGGAUAAUGUGUGAAAGCGCCUUUCUAGAAACAAAAGAAAAAAGGGAACUUGGUAUCCAUAAGUAUAUUGAUGUACCAUAGAUGAUAUAUGUUGCUAACCAUGGAUGCCUCAUUUCAUUAGUGAGCCAAGAAUAUUUCUGCCAUGGAGCGUUGCUGGUUUCCAAGCACUUAUUUCCUUCCUCUCUGCAAGGUACCACUCUUUGCUUCUCCCUUGUUCCUUGAGCAUGCAAACCUUAGCUUUAUUCAUUAUUUUUCUGGCAACAUAGCACUCUAUUGUACGAAUGAGUUGGACAGUGUGUUCAAGAUAAAGAAAGAUAUGUAAAUAUGGCCUGCCAUUUUAUGUCCCCUCUAGCUCUCUGAAUGUAGAACACAGCAUGAGUGACUGGUGGAUGCGGAAAAUUUCAUGUGUGGACAGGCUGUUUUCCGUGACCUCACUGUAAACAAUGUUACCUUGCAGAACUCAUCUUGUCAAAGGCUAGCAGUGCCAACUUAAGUUGUUUUGCUUAUGGAGAGUCAUUCUGUCAGCAUGAAAGUAUCUGCAGAGAGAAAGACAAAAAGGCCGACUUUGUGGAUGCAUGACCAGGCAACGUUGCUAGGUUAGACUGUGCAACACUCUGUGGAUGAAGGGGCAGUGAAAUUCUGUGCCUUGACCAAAUAUAGAUGGCCUUUAUUUUUCUGCUGAGACCUAUGGUGCUAAGGCUGAGAUGGAAAUGUUGCAACCGUGGAAUACGAACGGGUAUCCUCAAGCUCAAGUAAAAAAAAAGUAAAGAAUAGAAGGUAUUAUCCCUCGGUUGCCUGCUUUUUCCAAAGCAGGUAUCCUCUCGCUACCAGCCACGCUUGGGUUUCCGUCCAGUAAUCGUAGCUCUUCUCCCUUCUUGUCUGCCAUACAAAGCUGCCAGCAUUUUUGCCACUGCCACAAUAAUUAAAACAUAGCCAUUCCCAUUUCUGAUCCCAUUUGUCCUGUGCAUCUUCAUGGCAUUGCACCAUUUGCUGACUCUCAGCCAAGUGAAAGCUUUGAAAGGUGGCAAGCCAGUUGGCAGUGACGAGUUAAGUAUUUCCACCCUAGCAGCUCUCUGAAUGUGGCAGUGACUCAAGCUACACUCUGCAGCAUUUGGGCUGUUGGCAGCUGUUAAACGCAACAUAUUUUUCUUGCACUUUCACUGAAACGAAAUGCAUCCAAAACUGGAAUCUUUGCAUGCAGCUCAUGAUAUAGUGAUAGAAGGAUGCUGCAAAAGAAAAAAGAAAAUGCAGGACAUUACCCUAUGGCAAACGCGGUCAAAUGCCAAAGGCAAGCUUCAGCACAGGCAACUUUAUCACAUAGGUUACACAUGGAAAUUAUGACAUGUGGCCAAAAGUCUAGUUAUGACGACCAGGAAACAUGCUACAAUGACAGAUGAGUGGCAGUGCUCAACGUGUACUGGCACCAGCUGGUAUUAUUUAUACAAGCAUAAAAGCAUGUGUGAGCACUGAGCUUAUAAUUGGUUAUCUUCUUAUUCGUGUAAACACCUAAUUGAAAGCUGACCUGCUGCAAAGGCUCAGUGACUAUGGAGCUCUGCUUCUGAGCUAGCAGCACCCAUAAUCUGAUACAAGCAGAAUGGAAAAAUUCUAGUGUAUUUGACCUUGGUGCACAUUUGAGAACUCCAGGUGGUCAAAAUUAAUUUGUAGGCUUCCAGUCUGGCACCGUCUUAUAGCCUAAAUAUUGCUUUGGGACAUCAAACUAUAGCAGUCAAUCAUUUGGAGGCCAUGCUGCAAAGACUUGAUUGUGGCAUUUGACUUGCACUUGGCAUCAAAGGCAGAGUUCUACACCUGAUGCUUAGGCCAAGUGAAUAUCGGCAGAAACAUUUGGAGCACAAACUAAACGACAACUGGAAGUGCCUGGAUGAAAAAUAGAGUGUUUGUCUAUUUCAAACAACUAUGACAAACUAUGAGAUUUGCUAAUAUUUUUGCCGAGACAUAUUUUGAAGAUUACAGAGGCCCAGUGUGCCAGAACUGCUCACAAGAGUUGCAGUUUAAGACAGAGCUUGCAUGCAUGCUUGCUUCCUUCUGCUUCCGGCUAGACAAUCGAGCUCCCGCGCAGUAAAGAAUGCUUGGGAACCAGCAGCGCCCCUGGCAGGGCACCCUGUAUUCUCCUUUCCCCCCUCCCCCACCCCCUUCGUCCCUGGUGUGAAAGUGGCUUGUGGCUUUUGUAGCUUUUGCCAGCUGGGGCAGCGGCCACACUGCCUCACAUUCCCUGUGUCAGGGGGAGGUUGCCUCUUGGGACAAGCUGGGCUCUUGUGAUGUGUUUCCCACAUGGAGGGAGGUCAGUCCUCUCUCCGCGCACAUUCAUCCUUGGGAUGCUGUCGAUGUGCUGUUAAGAUUCCUAUGUCCCUAUAGUUGUCUUGUGUCCUUGAGUGUUGAGGAGCUGUCUUUUGGUUCAUGUUGGCCUCUUGAGUGAUGCUGUGAUUUCCUUGUUUGUUGUUUGUUUUACCUUUUCCUCCCCGGAUUGCAUGUGUUUCUCCCGACUGUUCUUGUAUGUAGUUUUCCCAGUUGUGUUUACUGGGACGUACUGCCUGUUCCUCAUCCGUCAGCUUCUAUGCGCCCUCUGGCACCUAUCAAGUAGCGUGCGUCUGUUGACCCCUAAUUUAUUUCGCGCGGCUUACUUUUUUUCUCGCUCUCUCUCUCUCUUGCCUCGAGACUGCCUUCCACCACCUCCCCUGCAUACGCGAGUGUGUGAUUUCACGCCCCACCCCCGACCCCUUUCUCAGCAAAAGCCUCCCCGAAGAAUUGCCGUCUGGGGCAUAGAAGGAGCUUUCAGCAGUUGAAGGCAUGCAGUGAGAAUGCUGUCUAUGGGAAAUUAAUCCAGCUGUCAGCUGGAUGCAACUGAUCACCGUGUCUAUUCUUGGAGAAAUUAUUUUGUGAGGCCGCCAACCUUGGUAGCACGAGGGGUCAAAAAACGCAGAAGCAACUGUCAGUUAUUUUUCAUAGACAUGCUGGAGUGAACACACAGACGCUAUAAUCGGGGCGUAACUAACAAUGCUUGUAUAUAGUCAACACUGUUUAUACUUAUGGAGGAGAGAGAGGGCUGAAUAAGUUAUGUUUGUUAUGGACUUUGUGCAAAUUUUUUUGUUUCUGGAGCUCCUUUCUUGCUGCGGAGCCAAUGCGCACAAGGGGACACAAGUGGGUUGUUGUGCGCUCAGGUCUGCUACUGUUUUUUGUUGUACAGAUUGUAUCUUUUUUGCAAUGUUCUAUAUUUUUAAAAAUUAAAAAUCCUUGGCUCGA